CUGCGGAGCGGGAUCCGGAUUUGGAUUUGGAUUUUGGUUCUGCGGGGUUUGAGUGGGUUUGUGCAUCCGGAGCUCCUCUGAUCUGCGUUUGGAUGGCCUCGCCUCCUCCGAGUCGCUGCUGCUCAAUCUGCUGCUUCGACUCACGCCAAUUUUCUAGGGAUUUGAUUUUUACUAUUUUCAUUGACGUACAUUUAGCCAUUUCGAUGGCUAAUGUUAGUACUACCAUUUUGAUGGCUAGUGCUGUGCCGUAGCGCGAUCGACCUGUCGAGUUCAUUCAAUUCCGGGUUUGCUAGUUGAGCAAUCUGCGUCCGUUGGUGAUGUGGUGCAAGUGUGUAACGUACGUUACGUAUCUGCAGAGGCAGCAGAGCAGUCGCACCGUUUCGGAACUGACGGUGUGCGAUUCAUUUCUUUUACAGUACUUUUCCAUAUUGGAGUGGUGUAUUGUUUUGGUCACGCCACUAUCGCGCGUUUCAUAUUUUUGUUGUUGCAUAAAUGUCGUGCGCUACCCACCACAGCCAACCAUCUCAUUUAAAGCUGCGAAACUGAUACAGCUGUUGAGGAUAAUGAAGAGCCACAGUUGGUAAAUGUGUCUUCCUGCUGGUUCUGUAUGCAUCUCGUGGUUAGUUUACCUUGCAUAGGACGACACCAAGUGAAUAUUACUAUGUGUAGAAUUAGUGAGUUACAAAUUGUCCUGUUUAGAAGCAACCUAGUUUUUAAGAAACCAGUUUUUAUUUUUUAGUUAACAGAGACCAGCUUCUUAGUUUUUAAGAAACUGAGAAUUUAAUUCCUUUAAACUGAGGCAUAAACAGUAUGUUUGGAACCAUCCCAAUUCUUAUAAACCAGUUUCUUAAAAACUGGGUGUUUCCAAAGUCCAAACAGGCCCUGAGACACUUGGUCCGUGUAAGAGACCAUCCUAGAUUCAUAUGAAACCAGUAGCAGCAACAGUCUAUUAGUUACACCGGAUGUGGAUGUUCUAGUCCCAGUGAAUUUCUUAUCAGCUAUGGUGAAGUGCAAGUGUAAAAUGAUUUGCUUUUUUAGACACCGUUUAAAGUUUCUCCUCAGUUUGCUUUGGAUACUUCGUUUUGAAGUUCCUGUCAUACUAUGUUUGGUCGUUCUCUUGUGUUCUGUCAGUUUGUCAUGCCUGUGAGAUUGUGCACGGCUGUUCAAGUACUUAACUCUACUACCAUGCCUGGAAAAGUACCCUAUCGGAAGUCGCUUUAUGGGAGUUGAUGUUUAGAAGAACUACUUAGCAGUAAUGAUAUUGAGUAGUAGUUUACAUUCUCUGCUUAUCCCUACUUUGUUUUACUAUAUGCUGUGUUAUGAUCGUUUCCAUUGAGUCUUCUUUAAUCUACUCAAUAGAAAAAAAAAGGAUAGACCUAAUGCUGAUGGCUUCCACAUGAGUGGGGUCUGCGGAAGGAAUAACAAUCCUUACCCCUGCCAUUUUGCAGAGAGGCUACGUCAAAACCAGGGUUUUUGGCUCAAUGGAAUCUACCCAAUAGAAGAAUUACUAAAAAAUGAUCUCAUUCCUAUUAAUUCUUCUAUUGGGUUGAUUAAAUUGUUUCAUUUUGUAUUUAUUCUGACUGCGUGCCAAGUGUACAAAUUGUCUCUCAUUGUUGAUCAUGUGGCAACUAGCGUGUAAGCUAUUAAAUAUUUAAAUUGCAUCUUGCAAUGUUGAUCUCUGUUUUCAAGUCGUCGACUAGUCGCCGACUAGUCGUCCGGUCGGUCCUGGGAGCUCGACUUGGGGGACCGGCUCGACUUUUCUGGCAAGUCGGGCGACUUGUCAACGACUGAAAUUUCUGAGUCGACUAGUCGUCGACUUGUUCUAGCUAGUCGGCCGACUUAUCCCCAAUUCGGCCCAAGCAGCCCAUUACACAACUUAAACCCUAACCUAACCCACAACUGAAGCCGCCCCUCAUCUGCACAGAGCCACACGCCGCCGACCACCCCUCCUCUCAAGCGGCCCCUCCUCGGUAGUCUGCAGUCUGCACGCCGCCCUUAUCAAUCUGCAGGAACCUAGUGACUUGGUGAGUCCUGCUCCCCCUCUCCCGCCCUCGCAGCAAGCUCGCCCGACCUCUGCUCGCCCUCCCCCGCCCUCUCAUCAAUCCCCACAUAGCAGUCCAACUCAAGCUGGUGCUGGUGGUGAAGAAAAUGCAAUGGAUGAUCUUGAUUUGGAAGAUAUUUAGAGUAUCUAGUAUCUAUCUAGCUGCAGCAGCAGCUUAGAUAUCUAAUGGAGCUUAUUUCCUUUCAAGUUUGAACUAUAUUUUCUUGCUAUUUGUUUUCCAAUUUGAACUAUAUGGCUGUUAUGACUUAUGAGUUUAUGACUUAUCACUUAUGUGGCUGAUUUGGUUCAGUUUGAGGCUUCAAAUGAGCCAUUAUACAGGCAAAACAACCACUAUAUUGGCAAGUCGACGACUAGUCGACUGACUUAUCGACUAGUCACCAAGUCGGUACCUUGUCGACUCGACUCGACUUACCGACUUGAAAACCUUGAUGUUGAUAACUACUCUGCUAGUGCAUUGUCAAGGGCGUCGAGCCCCCGACUAGCCGGACCGCGUCUACGCAGCUCGUAGCCGUCGGCCGUCCUCUCCGUUUCUAGUAGAGUAAGGGUUGCUGUAAGGCUUAGGCCUAGGAAUGCAGAAGAGUUGGCGGCAGAUGCAGAUUUUGGUGAUUGUGUUGAACUUCAGCCAGAGCUCAAAAGGUUAAGGCUUCGUAAAAAUAAUUGGGAGUCGGAAACAUACGAAUUCGAUGAAGUGCUUACAGACUUCUCUUCUCAAAAGCGAGUGUACGAAGUUGUUGCGAAACCAGUUGUGGAGAGUGUUAUGGAGGGAUAUAAUGGUACAGUUAUGGCAUAUGGCCAGACUGGUACUGGGAAAACUUUUACACUGGGAAGACUUGGUGAAGAAGACACUGCUGCUAGGGGAAUCAUGGUUCGUGCAAUGGAGGAUAUUCUAGCAGACAUAACACCUGGGACUGAUUCUGUCUCAGUAUCAUAUCUUCAGUUGUACAUGGAGAUGAUACAAGAUCUCCUUGAUCCUGUAAAUGAUAAUAUAGCCAUUGUAGAAGACCCAAGGACUGGGGAUGUUUCAUUGCCUGGAGCCACAGUAGUUGAAGUUAGAGAUCAAAAAAGCUUUGUGGAUCUUCUAAGGGUGGGUGAGGCUCAUCGUGUUGCUGCAAAUACAAAGUUAAACACAGAGUCAUCUCGAAGUCAUGCGAUCCUCAUGGUGAAUGUCAGGAGGUCUGUAAAAGGUAGAACUGAAAUGGAUGUCAGCAUUUCUGGUGAAAAUGGGCUCUCAUCAUCCUUGGUAGGGUCUUUGAGACCACCUAUUGUUAGGAAAAGUAAGCUUGUAGUUGUCGAUUUGGCUGGAUCAGAGCGCAUAGACAAGUCAGGAAGUGAGGGUCAUACGUUAGAAGAGGCAAAGUCUAUCAAUUUGUCUUUAAGUGCUCUGGGAAAAUGCAUCAAUGCACUUGCUGAAAGCAGUCCUCAUGUGCCUGUUCGUGAUUCUAAACUUACAAGAUUGCUUAAAGAUUCAUUUGGAGGUACUGCAAGAACAUCAUUGGUUGUGACAAUUGGUCCAUCUCCAAGACAUCGUGGGGAAACUACCAGUACAAUAAUGUUUGGACAAAGGGCAAUGAAAGUUGAGAACAUGGUGAAAUUGAAGGAAGAGUUUGAUUACAAGAGCUUAUGUAGGAAACUUGAUAUUGAAUUGGAUAAAUUAAUUGCAGAAAAUGAAAGGCAAAGGAAACAUUUUGACGAUGAAGUUGAGAGAAUAAGAGCUGAAGCUCAAUGCCGCAUUGCUGAGGCUGAAAGGGAAUGCAAAAUCACAUUAGAGAAUGAGAAAAUGAAGUAUCAUGAAGAAUACUUAGACUCAAUAAGAAUACUGGAGGAGAAGUGGAAAGUACAUCAGCAAUCACCCAAGAAACAAAAUAAAGAGGCUGAGUCUACAUCCAAUGAUACUGGAGAAGUGCAUAAUUUACUGCAGAAUGAGAAAAUGCUACGUCAAUCGGCUGAAGAUGAGGCCAGUGACCUCAAGAAUCAAAUAUCACACUGGAAAAAGCUGGAGGCUACAGCUACAGCUGAGAUAAUAAAACUACAGAAAAUGCUAGAUGCUGAAGCUAGCCAGAAAGAGAAACUUGAAGAAGAAAUAGGUGUUUUGAGAAGCCAGUUAUUGCAGAUGAGUAUGGAAGCCGAUGAGACAAGAAGUCUUGAUAAAGGAGAUGGGCCAGGAAAAAUAUUUCCUGGUUUAGAUUCAUUGGUGUCUCAGACUCGAGGUUCACAACCCAGAGAGCAGGACAAUGGACAGAAGCAACCGAUUGCCAAACUCUUUGAACAAGUUGGGUUACAAAAGAUAUUGUCAUUGCUUGAAUCUGAAGAACCUGAUGUCCGCGUUCAUGCAGUGAAAGUUGUCGCAAAUCUGGCAGCUGAAGAGGCAAAUCAAGAAAAGAUUGUAGAAGCAGGUGGCCUCACUUCCCUGCUUAUGCUACUUAGGAGCUCUGAGGAUGAGACAAUUCGUAGAGUAGCAGCAGGAGCAAUUGCUAACCUUGCAAUGAAUGAAACAAACCAAGAUCUUAUCAUGGCUCAAGGGGGUGUAACCUUGUUGUCUAUGACAGCAUCUGAUGCAGAGGAUCCACAAACUCUUAGAAUGGUGGCCGGAGCAAUAGCUAACCUUUGUGGCAACGACAAACUGCAAACACGGUUGCGGGUAGAAGGUGGAAUUAAAGCGUUGCUUGGAAUGGUUAGGUGUGGGCACCCUGAUGUCCUUGCUCAAGUUGCACGUGGCAUUGCAAAUUUUGCGAAAUGUGAAUCUAGAGCAGCUACUCAAGGAAAUAAGAUGGGGAAAUCACUAUUAAUCGAUGAUGGAGCGCUUCCCUGGAUUGUAAAAAAUGCUAACAACGAAGCUGCCCCAAUUAGGCGGCACAUCGAGCUUGCACUGUGUCAUUUGGCACAACAUGAAGUAAAUUCAAAAGACAUUAUCAAUGAAGGUGCCCUAUGGGAGCUUGUUCGGAUCUCAAGGGACUGUUCUCGAGAAGAUAUAAGGAAUUUGGCAUACCGGACAUUGACAUCCAGCCCCACUCUUGAAGCAGAGAUGAGGAGAUUAGGAAUAAAAAUGUGAUAACAGAACAGAGUGCAGCUGGGGCUCACACUAUGAAGUUCCAUUUCUCGUGCACAUACAGAGGUGUCCGUUGCUAUGGGCGCUGGUAAUCAAGCACAUCUUCCCUUGAUCUACCUGAUUUUGGCAGGCAUACACGGGCACCGCACUGACUAAUCAGAAGAGGCAAUGGCCUUCGCACCAACUUUCUCCUCGAGAGUUCAUUUUUCUUUGGUUUGAGGGGGCAGUUGAAAAUCUCGACAGCACUAGCAAUUCGUUUAUUUUGUAAAAUAAUGCUAGCAUAGCAGAUGUUACCUACCCCCAAUGCAGGGUUUGUAAAUUUUUUGCUGUAAAAAUAUCAAGGCCAAAAGGAGUGCUUUCGCAGUUUGAAGCAUAACUGUAUUCCCUGAUCCCUAGAAGGUUUAACUUUUAUUUAUUUAUUUAUUUAUUGAUUGCAGAUGAGCCAUAUUUGUAACUGAUUUUGUUUCUUUCUUAAGCGUUGACACUGCCAUUUCUUUUACA
This is a messenger RNA of Zea mays, 5609 nucleotides long. RefSeq names its product kinesin-like protein KIN-UB. Gene Ontology annotation, biological process: microtubule-based movement; spindle elongation; mitotic spindle assembly. Gene Ontology annotation, cellular component: mitotic spindle; spindle microtubule. Lineage: Eukaryota; Viridiplantae; Streptophyta; Magnoliopsida; Poales; Poaceae. Gene Ontology annotation, molecular function: microtubule binding; ATP binding; plus-end-directed microtubule motor activity. The transcript has 20 exons. The record is from RefSeq and is a predicted model, not a curated record. Bases 2820 to 5111 code for a protein of 763 amino acids.